CUGCCUUUUUGGAUGGAGCAAUAGCCAGCGGCAGGUCCCUUCCCCGAGGCUGCAAUGCAAAAACUGCAGGGUGGAGUUCAGGAGCUGAAGCCGAAGAUAAAAAUGGAGAAGCACAGUUCGGCAGGACCCAAAACCAGUGAAGGAUUGGAGGUGGGAGGAAGGGAGCCUCACGUCGUCCAAGUUGGGACCAUCCGUGAGUUUCUGGCGGGGUCAGCGCCAACACAAAUCAAGCAGGAGCCUGAGGAGGGGCUGCAGCAGCGCUGGGAAACCCAGUGGCAGGAGUUCCUGAAGACGGUGGAGUCCCCUCACUCGGGAUGGAGGCACCUCAAGCUACCUGAGCCCAUGUCAGAAGAGGAGACCAAGCAAUUUCAGGCCUCCCUCAAGGAAAUAGCCGGCGCCAGUCAAUGGUCCAGGGGCGAGUGGGUGACCCAGACCGUGCCAGGCCUCAGAGGGGCUCAUAAGCCUAAUGGAGGACUGGACCCUCCUGUAAAGGUGAAGGAAGAGAUUGUGAGCGAGAUCGCCCUUACUUCGGAGAUGCGACGCCAGCGCUUCCGGCACUUCUGCUACGAGGAGGCCGAGGGCCCGCGGAAAGUUUGUAAGCAGCUCUGGGAGCUUGGCCAUCAGUGGCUGAGGCCGGAAAGGCGCACCAAGGACCAGAUCCUGGAGGUGCUGAUCCUGGAACAGUUCCUGACCAUCCUGCCUUGGGAAAUGCAGUGCUGGGUGAGGGAAAAUGGACCUGAGACCUGUGCCCAGGCGGUGGCCCUGGCUGAGGAUUUCCUCAUGAGGCUUCAGGAGCCUGAGCAAUGGGAGAGAAAGGGAGUUUUUGAAAUAGGGGAGUUUUCCAGAUUCAUGAUCCUCUACGGAGCUGAUGAAGCACAGGAGAGCGAUGUGGAGACCUUUCAGCUGGGGAAGCCCGAGGAAAUGACUGUAUGUGAAAUAUCACUGGACGGGGCCAAAGGGGAAUUCUUCCAGGAGACCGAGAUGCCAGGAAGCCCCCCAGGUCCCGGAAGUCACUGGGAAAACGAUCCCGAGAAGCCUUCCGGAUUUCUCUGUGAGGAAGGUGAUUUGGGCUUACGAGAAGGCAUCUUCCAAGAUGAAAUCCUCAAGUGCAAGAUCAAGAAGGAACAGAUUGAAGAUGAGGGCUUCGACCUCCUGCAGAGUCAGACCGUGCAAAUGACCGUCAAACCUUACCAAUGCCUCUACUGUGGGAAGACCUCCAACUGCAAAGCAAACCUCGUCGUCCAUGAGAGAACCCACACUGGGGAGAAACCCUACGCCUGCUUAGACUGCGGCAAGAGCUUCAACCGGAAGUCGACCCUCGUCCGGCACAAGCGGAUGCACACGGGAGAGAAGCCAUAUGAAUGCGCCGAGUGCGGGCGUUGCUUCAGCAUCCGGUGUAACCUCAUCAACCACGAGAGAAUCCACACGGGCGAAAAGCCGUACAGCUGUACUGACUGUGGGCAGAGCUUUAGCCGGAGGUUGCAGCUGGUGAUACACAGGAGGACCCACACGGGAGAGACCCCUUACCGAUGCGCCCAGUGUGGGAAAUGCUUCACCCGUCGCUCGUCCCUCUUGACGCACGAACGGAUCCACACGGGGGAGAAACCAAACACGUGCACGGAUUGCGGGAAGAGCUUCAUCCAGAAAGGCUACCUUCUGAUACACCGGAGAAUUCAUACUGGCGAGAGACCGUAUAAAUGCACGGCGUGCGAGCAAAGGUUCCUGAACCGGAGUGAUCUCCGUAGACAUGAGAAGAUCCAUGCAGUAGCGAAUCAGUGAGAACACCACGAUGAGAAAAGAGGCUGUGGCGUUGAGCAGAGAGCUGCCUUAUUCAGAGCAAAACCACUGAAUCCAAGCACUUGGGCAAUGAGUCUUUCCCAGUGCCUGAAAGAC
Gekko japonicus is the source of this 1893-nucleotide messenger RNA. Its product is annotated as zinc finger and SCAN domain-containing protein 31-like. The transcript is spliced from 4 exons. Lineage: Eukaryota; Metazoa; Chordata; Lepidosauria; Squamata; Gekkonidae. Gene Ontology annotation, molecular function: RNA polymerase II cis-regulatory region sequence-specific DNA binding; DNA-binding transcription factor activity, RNA polymerase II-specific. The record is from RefSeq and is a predicted model, not a curated record. Bases 55 to 1779 code for a protein of 574 amino acids. Gene Ontology annotation, biological process: regulation of transcription by RNA polymerase II.